AUGACUUCGGCAGUAGUGGAUGCCAAUGCGGCACACCGCCUUUCGCCCAAUCCGCAAGACGAGACCGAGGGCAAGGGCAAGGUGCCCAUCCAUCUGAUCCUACCAGGUCCUUCAUUCCUUCUUCCCGAUGCAGAACGCUCCACAGCUUCCCCCUCUCCCGCCACUUCACACAAUGGGCCAGCUCACGUGCAUUCAGGCAUCUUGACGCUUCUCACCGCUUGCAGCGUCACGCUACUUCAAGCCAGCAGCGGCAAAGUGA
Molecule: messenger RNA, 259 nt
Organism: Ceraceosorus bombacis
Lineage: Eukaryota; Fungi; Basidiomycota; Exobasidiomycetes; Ceraceosorales; Ceraceosoraceae
Source: the annotation of a GenBank genome assembly